This is a messenger RNA of Linum tenue, 1569 nucleotides long. NCBI's taxonomy places the organism in Eukaryota, Viridiplantae, Streptophyta, Magnoliopsida, Malpighiales, Linaceae. The record is from the annotation of a GenBank genome assembly.
AUGAUUUCUUGCUCCUUGGAAGCAAUCAAUAAUAUCCCCUGCCUCCUCCUUACACUCGCAACCAUCCUUACGGUCACCUUACUCAUCCGAAACAAGCAGCAGAGGUCGAAACCCGCCGCCGGCCUAAACCUGCCGCCGGGGCCAUGGCAGCUCCCCAUCAUCGGAAACAUCCACCAGCUAAUCGGCCACCGGCAACCCCACCGCCGGCUCAGAUCGCUAGCCCACAAAUACGGCCCCGACGUGAUGAGCCUCCAGCUCGGGGAGCUCUCGUACAUCGUAAUCUCGACCCCUGAAGCAGCGCAACAAGUGAUGAAAACCCACGACUUGGAAUUCGCUUCCAGGCCUUCUCUGCUGGCACCCAAUGUGCUCUUCAACGGCUGCAAGGACAUAGCUUUCGCGCCCUACGGAGAGUACUGGAGACAGAUGCGCAAGAUCGGAGUCCUCGAGCUCUUCAGCGGGAAGCGGGUUCAAUCCUUCCGCCGCGUAAGGGAAGAAGAGGUGUCGAAUCUCGUCGAUUCGAUUGCUCUGCUGGCGGAAACAGGGGAGGCCGUUGAUCUCACCUCGAUGAUGUCUGCGGUGACGAGCGCGGUGACCUCGAGGGCCGCGUUCGGCAAGGCGCCGGAGCUCAGCGAUGCAUUCAUGAUGGUUGUCGAUCAUAUAUCGGAUGUGAUUGCGGGUUUCAAGAUCUCCGAUCUCUAUCCUUCGUUCGAAUCGCUCCCUGUUCUGACUGGGUACAGAGCAAGGCUGGAUAGGAUGCGCGAGGCGUCGCAUUCGAUACUGGAUCGGAUAAUCGACGAGCAUAAAUCGAGGAGGAGAAGGGCGGGAUUGAUCGAAGAGGAUAUGGUUGAUGUGCUUCUGAAUCAUCAAGAAAAUCAGGAUCUUGGGAUACCCAUUACCGAUGAGGUCAUUAAAGGAGUCACUCUAGUAAGUAUGCUGAUUUUUUGUUUUGUUCUUGAACUGUUUCUGGCGGGCAUCGACACGUCGACCACAGCGUUUGAGUGGAUCAUGUCCGAAAUGAUAGUAAACCCUACAGUGCUGAAAAGAGCACAGGAGGAGGUCAGACAGGUAUUUGCUGAUGGCAGUGUCGACGAAGCGGGGCUUCGUCAAUUGAAGUACUUGGAUAUGGUUAUCUCGGAAGGUUUGAGACUGCACCCUCCGGUCCCUCUGCUUCUUCCAAGGGAGAACGCAGAGAAGGCGACACUCGAUGCAUACGACAUCCCGAUCAACACCAAAGUCAUUGUGAAUGCCUGGACAAUCAAUCGAGAUUCUCGAUAUUGGACCGAGCCGGAGAAGUUCUACCCCGAGAGGUUCAUGGACGGUUCCGUUGACUAUAGAGGAACUCACUUUCAGUUCAUACCGUUUGGUGCUGGAAGGAGGAUGUGUCCAGGAAUGUCCUUUUCGCUCGCGAUUGUCAAGCUCACUCUCGCGAGUUUACUGUUUCAUUUUCGUUGGAGGGUUCCAACCGAAAUGACACGAGAAGGUCUCGACAUGACUGAAUGCUUUGGGGCGGCGUUGAGAAGGAAAAAUGCUCUUCGUUUGAUACCGGUGCUGUUUGAUGACAUCGCUUGA